Cuscuta epithymum is the source of this 1279-nucleotide messenger RNA. NCBI's taxonomy places the organism in Eukaryota, Viridiplantae, Streptophyta, Magnoliopsida, Solanales, Convolvulaceae. The record is from the annotation of a GenBank genome assembly.
CUCAUUCAUUCUCACAUACAUACAUAUAAAGAGAUCGACAAUCUCUCCUAACUUUUAGGCAUACACACUUAUAAAUAAAAACUUGGUUGGCACUUCUGCCUGUAUUAGUGUGUUGUAUAUACACAAAUACAAUAAAUGUCGUCUGCGGCGGCGGCACUUCCUAAUACAGAAAAUGAAGCGAAAACUCUUGAAGAUUCCUCGGACUACAAGGGCCGCCCCUCCCUCCGCUCCUCCUCCGGCGGCUGGACCAGUGCCGCCAUGAUUUUAGGGGUUGAAGCAUGUGAAAGGAUGACGACGUUGGGUAUUGCCGUCAACCUCGUGACGUAUUUGACGGCGACCAUGCACUUAGGAAACGCAAACGCCGCUAACAACGUUACUAACUUUCUUGGGACCUCCUUCAUGCUCACUCUCUUAGGUGGCUUCGUGGCUGACACCUUCCUGGGAAGGUAUUUAACCAUCGCCAUUUUUACAACUAUACAAGCCACGGGUGUGACCGUUUUGACCAUCUCUACCAUAAUACCAAGCUUAAGGCCUCCAAAGUGUGAUCGGGGAAGUCCUUCAUGCAUUCCGGCGAGCAGCACACAACUCACCGUCCUCUACGCAGCCCUCUACCUCACCGCACUCGGGACCGGCGGCCUGAAGUCCAGCGUGUCCGGCUUCGGGUCCGACCAGUUCGAUGAAACCGACAGCAAAGAGCGCGUGCAGAUGGUGAAGUUCUUCAGCUGGUUCUUCUUCUUCAUCAAUGUGGGGUCUCUGGCCGCCGUGACGGUGCUAGUGUACAUCCAGGACAGCUUCGGGCGGCGGUGGGGCUACGGCAUUUGCGCCGGCGCCAUCGUUGUGGCGGUUGUCGUCUUCCUGUCGGGGACGAAACGGUACCGUUUCAAGAAGCUUGUGGGGAGCCCGCUGACGCAGGUCGCUUCGGUUUUGGUGGCGGCGUGGGGGAACAGGCGCUUGGAGCUGCCGUCGGACUCUUCCCUUCUUUUCAACGUUGAUGACGUCAACGGCGACCUGAAAUGCAAGAAUAAGCAAAAAUUACCACACAGCAAACAGUUCCGGUUCUUAGACAAGGCGGCAAUCAGAGGCCAUGAAGUUACAGUGGAAAGCAAAUGGUCUCUAGCAACGUUAACAGACGUGGAAGAGGUCAAACAACUGAUUAGAAUGUUGCCCACUUGGGCCACGACCAUAAUGUUUUGGACUGUCUAUGCUCAAAUGACAACAUUUUCUGUGUCACAAGCCACCACCAUGGACCGCCACAUCGGAAAAUCCUUUGAGAUCCCCG